GGUAAAAAGAGAUAACGGCGCCAUCUUCUCUACAACACCAGCACAUUGUGUUCUUUUCUUGUAUUCUAAAGCCAUUUCAUUGGUGUUUUGCUCUCCUGAGUUAGCUUCUGUCUGGCUAAAGUGACUCAAGAUGUCCACAGAUCCCAGCUUUAUCCUACAGAGUGGCAUCUCUGACCAGGCACAGCAGAUGCUGACCAACUUUUGGCCCCAAGCCAUCGAAAACAUAAAGAGUCUUACAGCGAGUGACUACAAAACUCAAGAAUUGCCCUUAGCGAGAAUUAAAAAGAUCAUGAAACUGGAUGAAGAUGUGAAGAUGAUAUCAGCAGAGGCUCCAGUGUUGUUUGCCAAAGCUGCAGAAAUUUUUGUGAGCGAGUUAUCUUUAAGAGCUUGGAUUCACACAGAGGACAACAAGCGAAGAACGUUACAGCGUAACGACAUUGCCACAGCUAUCUCUAAGUAUGACCAGUUUGACUUUCUCAUAGACAUUGUGCCCAGGGAAGAACUCAAGCCUAGCAAAAGACAGGAUGACCUCACAAGAACAGGGAACUCCUUACCAGAACAGAUCCAGUACUAUCUACAGCUAGCACAGCAGCAGUCCCAGCAGAGUCAGCAGCAACAGCAAACACAGCCACAGCAACAGCAGCCAGCCCAACAGGCACAAACACAGCAGGCAACACAAGUCACUCAGGCUACCCCAGUCUUACAUCAGAUCCAACCACAGACCGCAGUUCAGCAGCAGGCGACCACAGUAGCGACAGCCCAACAAACAGCUAGUGUGCAGUUGCCAGGUGGUCAGAUUAUACAACAGCCUUUCCAAAUCCAGCAGGGCUCUCAAGCUCAGGUGAUUCAACUUCCUCAACAAGUGUCUCAACAAGUUGUGUCCCCAGUACAAAACACUGUUCUGCAACAGUUACAACAACAACAACAACAGCAGCAGCAACAACAACAACAACAGCAGCAGCAGCAGCAGCAACAGCAACAACAGCAGCAGCAGCAGCAGCAACAGUUACAAGCACAAGCACAGCCUCAGCAGCAACAACAACAACAGCAGCAGCAGCAGCCACAACAGUCUGCUCAGGUGUACCAGCAAGUGAUAACAGCUUCAGGACAAGUUGAGACAAUCCCGAUCCAACUGACCCCACAACAGCUACAGACCAUUCAGCUCCAGCUGCAGAACAAGAUCGGUGGCCAGCAAAUAGUGGUGCAGUCCCCUCAGCAGACAGACCAGACGGCACAGUUCACACAGGCUCAGCAAAUGUACCAGCUACAGCAAGCGGCAGGCGGUCAACCACAGAUCUUUAUCCCAUCUGGAGAUGAUCAGGCUGAGGGGACGGCAGACUCUUAGAAACAGAAACUGUUCCAUUGACCUGACUGUGUAAGACCCUUGGAGGGAAGAAUUUGGAAUGGGGAGGUGGACUUCAUUUUAACUUCUGUUGUUGUUAAACCGCGGGCUAAAGAGCUGUCGCUUUGAGGAUGGCACAUUUGUGCAACGAUGGUGACCUACUCAAGUGCGCAGUGCAGUACUUUAAGUUGAGGACAAUGGACACUUUGUGUGCUGUUCUAUUUGAAGUUUAAAUGUUGAUUAAGUGCCUGGAGACACUUCGACAUGCACUAUACUGCACUGAUAAUGAUGGACAUGGAGAGCAGCAGUGCAGUUGUGGAGAAAUCUUGCUUGUAUAAUUGAACAGAUGUUUGAAGAAUUUUUACUCUAAAGUUCACUAUAUAAUGGCAAACAUACUAGAAUUGACAAUAUCUUCGACAUUCAUGCCAAAGACUUUAUUUCUUUUAAAGUUUGUUUUAGUUUAGUGACAAAUGUUUUGUUGUGUUUAUAAAA
Molecule: messenger RNA, 1834 nt
Organism: Aplysia californica (California sea hare)
Lineage: Eukaryota; Metazoa; Mollusca; Gastropoda; Aplysiida; Aplysiidae
Product: nuclear transcription factor Y subunit gamma
Exons: 11
Coding region: 131-1345 (404 amino acids)
Biological process (GO): regulation of DNA-templated transcription
Cellular component (GO): nucleus; CCAAT-binding factor complex
Molecular function (GO): DNA binding; protein heterodimerization activity; DNA-binding transcription activator activity, RNA polymerase II-specific
Source: RefSeq, a predicted model, not a curated record